This is a messenger RNA of Lathyrus sativus (Indian pea), 447 nucleotides long. NCBI's taxonomy places the organism in Eukaryota, Viridiplantae, Streptophyta, Magnoliopsida, Fabales, Fabaceae. The record is from the annotation of a GenBank genome assembly.
AUGACAGAUUCUUUGAGCGAUGUUCAAAUUGCUGAAAUCCAUGAAGCAUUUUUCCUCAUUGACAAAAACUCUGAUGGGUUCAUCACAGAGGAUGAAUUAACAACCACAAUCAAAUCAUUAGGUGUAAAUCCAACAAAAGAAGAAAUCCAAAAUAUGGUUACUGAAGUGGAUAUUAAUGGAAGAGGAAGCAUUGCUUUUGAAGAGUUCUUGAAUAUUAUGAGUACAAAAAUGAAGGAAAAUAUAUCUAAGGAGUUGAAAGAUGCGUUCAGAGUAUUUGAUAGAGAUCAAGAUGAAUAUAUUUCAGCCAUUGAGUUGAAAGACGUAAUGAUGAGAUUGGGAGAGAGACUAACAGAUGAAGAGGUUGAACAAAUGAUUAGAGAGGCAGAUUUGGAUGGUGAUGGUAAAGUUAGCUAUGAAGAAUUUGCAAAGAUAAUGGUGUUAAAGUGA